Messenger RNA from Miscanthus lutarioriparius, 651 nucleotides. The record is from the annotation of a GenBank genome assembly. Lineage: Eukaryota; Viridiplantae; Streptophyta; Magnoliopsida; Poales; Poaceae.
AUGAACAUCUUGAACCAGCCCAUCAACCCAGGCGGCCACCCGGUGUUCCCGGCGGCCAAGGAGAGCGGGCAUCUCAUGCCGGCGUCGGUGCGCUUCGACGGCGUGCCGGCGCCGCAGCCGAGCACGGCGGCCGCGGGAAGGUCCCACGCGCUCUGCCCGAGGUGGCAGGCGCAGACGCUGCGCCGGGCCAGCAGCUACGUCGGCGCCGAGCACGACGGGACCACCGCGUCCGUCCCGGUCCCGGUCGCGGCCCUGGCGCCGGUCCCGUUCAGGCCGAUCACGCUCGACUUCCUGCGGUCGCUCGUGGACACGAACUGCAGCAUGACCCCCGUCGCCCCGGACGCCGAGGCCAGCGCCCCGCCGCCGCCGCAGAUGGUCGCGCUCCGCGUUGUGGUGACCUCCGCCGUGGAACUGGACGCGCGGCAGACCGAGCUCAUCGCGCGCAAGAUGCGCCGCCUCACCGGGUUCGUCAACCUCAAAGUCGAGAACGUCGUGGACACGUCCCUGAUCGCCGGAUUCGUCGUCUGCUACGGUACCGACGACUCGCACGUCAUCGACCUCAGCGUCAAGGCCCAGCUCGCCGCGCUCAAGAACCGCGUCGACUCCAUCGACCAGACCGUCCACGCCCACGGACACCCACACCACUGCUGA